UUGUUGAGUCUUGCGAAUUGUCUAUAGAUUCAGGAUUUAAGUCCUUCAUCAGAGGGGUGUUUUGCAAAUGUUUUCACAGGAAGGCUUCGCUGUGUGCUCUCUGGUGACUCUGGGACCUGGCUGAGAGCCACCGGCCUCCUGGACCCUGUGGGGGCGGAGGGCAGGAGCCUCAGCCCUGCCUCUCCCUCCACAGUGUGGGCCACACGGUGUUCCUCGAAUAAUGUCCCUGGAGUGCUCCGAGUGGAUGUGGCAGGUCACCUGGAGAAGCCUUGCCAGCUCGAGCCCCCCCAGCCCUUGGCGCCUCCCUGGCGACUCUCUGAGCCACAUGCUUAUGCAACCAGUGAUAAGGUGGCCGCGACACCGUAAUCCACCCUAAGUGACCGCCCAGCCCCACCUUCCACACGGGCUUGCAGGAGGCCCAGCUGGGGGUCUGGGGAGUGAGGGGCGCCCAGGCCUCUGAUAUCACCUCUGUCACAGCUGCGCUGGCCAGGCUCUGCCCCAAGACAAGGUCCAAAGUCCUGGCCCAGUGGUGGCUCCAGUCCUAUGCAGGGAGGUGAGGACUCUGGGGACCCCAGAGCCCGGGUGGGAGCCCGCUGGCAGAGCAACCCACCCCUGGCUGCCUCUCAGCAGCACCCCUGAGGGCCCAGGCCCCACCUUGGCCAAGGAGGAGGCAGACAGGUGCGUGGGGUGAGUCAGGGGAGAGCCUGGCUCUCUGCACACUCCAGGAAGCGACUCCUGGAGCCGGUGGGGACACUCGAGCAAUUGUGCCACACAAUGGACAAAGAGGGGCUGGAGUUUCCGGGGUCAAGGUGCCUUCCGAUCCCCAACCUGCCGCUGCGGGCUGGGGUAUAAAGCUGGGCCGGUGGGGCACCAGUGGCCUGGGUGCCAGGGACCAGAGGACAGGCGACGGGAUGGGGGCCACCCUGCUAAGCCGUGUCCUGGUGCUGCUCUGGGUGACAUCGGCUGGGGCUGAGGUCCUGGUGCAGCCUGAUUUUGAUGCCAAAAAGGUAUGGGAGGCCUCGGUGCUGUGCCGCGGGUGGGGCAGCAGGCUGAGCCCCUGCCGGAAGCAGGGAGUGCGGGAUCCCGUAACUUCUGCCGUCCACAGAGGGCUUGCUCUGCGCCUUCAGGGCUGCAAACCUCUUAGGUUCCUUUUCGAUUUAAUCCUGAAACUAGGCCGUUUGGGGGUAAGGACAGACCCACCUCACGGUGGGGAGAACUGAGGCUCACAGUGGCCAUGGGACCUGCCCCAGGCGAGUGGCAGAAUAGGGGCUCGCACCACGAGAGGACACUCCGAAGAUCCCUGGCUUCAGACAAAUCCGUGGGCCUCGGGGCCCAGGGUCCGGGUGCCAGGCGGGCGGGACCCAGGGUCACGGGCCGCCUCCUCACAGUUCGCAGGCCUCUGGUACGUGGUCGCCAUGGUCUCCGACUGCAAGGUCUUCCGGGGCAGCAAGGACCACCUGCUCAUGUUCACCAGCAACGUCACGGCCACGGCGGAGGGCAACCUCAGCGUCCACAUGGAGGUCCCCAGGCCUGACGGCUGUAACCAGGUGGACGCCGAGUAUCUGAGGACUGGCUCCCAGGGGCACUUCCGAGUCCCCGCGCUGGGCUACCUGGACGUGCGCGUCGUGGACACGGACUACAGCUCCUUCGCCGUGGUCUACAUCUACAAGGAGCUGGAGGGGGCGCUCAGCACGCUGGUGCAGCUCUACAGCCGGACCCAGGAAGCGAGCCCCCAGGCCGUGAAGACCUUCCAAGACUUCUACCCGACCGUGGGGCUCCCCCACGACAUGAUGGUCGCAUUGCCCAAGUCAGAUGCCUGCUCCUCGGGGGGCCAGGGAGCACCCUGACAGCUGGGAGACCCACAUCGGCCCUUCCCAGUUCUGGAGGCCAGAGGACCAAGUCGAGGUGUGGGCAGGGCUGUGGCGGGAGAAUGCCCCGUCCGGAGUCUGGUGGUGGCGGCCUCCGGCGCGGUCCUCAGCCUCUCGCGGCCUCACUCCCAUCUCUGUCUGCCUCUGCGGCCACAUGGCCGGACUUCCCUCUUCUUACCAGGACACUAGUUGGGGCGGUGGGGGGGGGUGAGGUCCACCUAAGUCUGGGGCUGUCCCAUCUCAAGGUCCUGCACUAAUUACAUCUGCAAAGACCUCAUCUCCGAGUAAGGUCACAGUUGGAGUUCAAGUGGACUUGAGUUUGGGGGACACGAUCCAGCCCAGUACAUCCUGUGUCCUCACGGCCUCUGGCUCGCACCCCCAACCCCCGCCCCUGGUCCUCGCCCUCUCCCCGAGGGUCCCGCGAGGCGGGAACCACCACCCUCCACCGUCGCAGGGGACGUGGAUGCACACGGGCUCUCGGGGACACCGGGCAACCAUCAGACCCUCAGCCAAGUUCAUCGUGAAGAAUUAGGGGACCUCCAUAAAACAGGAAAUAACAGACACAACGUGACAGUCCCCGGCUUCGGGCGGUGCCCCUGUGGCCUCUCCCGGCAGGAUGGGUUAGGUGUAGGCCGGGUGGGGGCUUCCUGAGCAGCCUGCAGGCAGGGUCCCUCUGGCCUCCAGAGCUUAGUGCUCUCCAUGGCUGGCCUGGGUUUGCUCAGUGCUGGGACCCUGGAGCUAUGUGCAUGUUCCAGACACCUGACCUGGUGGGAGGAAGGGGUCAAGUUGUCCUCAGGAAGGUUCUAGAGCCAGAGCGCUGUCUUCCUGCCCUGUGCCCCACCCCCCAGGUUUCUCUUAGAAAGAAAAACCAGCUUUCAGGGUAAAUUCUCCGAUGCCCCCCCCCCCCCAGGGGUUGAGUCUGUGGUUUUAUUGUGGUUUACUGGCUAUUCUGGGGCUUUCUUGCCACACCAGCCCCCUCACCGCCAGCCAGGAAGUAAGCAGGGCCCCGGGCCCUGGGUGGCAGAUGGGGGACAGCUCCGGUGUGUGUCCAUAUGUGUGGAAGUUGUGGUGGCGGAAGCAACUCGUACAGCCUUUGGGGUGAAGAGCGAAGUGGGGGGGCGCUGUGUGUGGGAAGCAGCUCCGGUGUCUGAGGAGUGACCGCGCCUUUCCUGUCU
Messenger RNA from Phacochoerus africanus (Common warthog), 3043 nucleotides. RefSeq names its product lipocalin-15-like. Gene Ontology annotation, molecular function: small molecule binding. Bases 1416 to 1847 code for a protein of 143 amino acids. The transcript has 6 exons. The record is from RefSeq and is a predicted model, not a curated record. NCBI's taxonomy places the organism in Eukaryota, Metazoa, Chordata, Mammalia, Artiodactyla, Suidae.